AUGACUAAACCUGCAGCCGCUGGUCCUCAGCAACCACCAAAAGUCUCCAAGACCAAAGAGUCGGCCUUCUCUCGCAUCGCCAGCGCCGCCAGAAGGGCCACUCGUCCUCCUGUCAACAUUGGCGAUCGGUCUGUCAGGAACGGGAUCGCUGCCGUCUUUGUGGAGCAGAGCAAGUUGCCCAUCGCCCUCGGACAACAGCCUCAAGACAGCAAAACUGGCAUUCAUCCUGACAGUCUCAUGAACAAAAGUCUUUCUAGUCCUCCUGUUGUCGACUCUACCUCUCUCUCCGCUGUUCCUUCUCCCAAGGGUUUCUUGAGCCGUGAUGAUAUUUUCCCCAAGAACUUGUCAAAACCCACGACCAGAACCCGUUGGCCAAAGUUUGACGACCACGUCAACACAACACCUCAGCUCGUCCUCUGCGCUACCCUUCUACCCGAUGUCUCAACUCCCACCGCGGGUUCCGAGGAGACGCCCAACCAGCCACCAAAGGAGGACGUCGUAGAUAGUUAUCAUCGCGAGUGGAUUGCAGCCCUGCAGAAUUCAAUUGAGCAGGACCGCCUCCUCUGGGUCGUGAGAGGGAUUAUCAGGACUUUCGUUAAAGACGCCACCAACGACUCGGAAGACAUUGCUGAAGUUGUCUUGCUAGGACCUAUUCUGGAUCGUGAGUACUACCGCGAGUUACUCGAAAGUGUCGUCCGCAAGUUUGAGGAAUCCGACAGCAUGCUAAAGGAAUCACUCCUCCAAGCACUGGUGCAGCUCGUUCAAUGCGCCAAACCGAGGUACCUGGAAGCUGCCGACUUGAUCAACAUCCUCGGCAUCCUCCGGAGACGCCUGCAGGCAACCCAUUCCCAGUCGACCACGUAUCUCUACCAAUUGACUCUGGGUGUCUCGUCUGUUCUUGAUGUCAUGGCUGAGCACAAAGUCAACGAUUUGAACCGCAUUCAGGAGCAUGAGCCGUUGAAAACAGUCCUGUCUGGAUUGAGAGGGACCUCGGACCCUUACCUGCUGUACCAAGCCUCGUACGCCUUCCAAGCACUCCAGUAUGUUCCCGACAACGAGUCGACAAUCCAGGCACUAGGUCGACAUACGAUUGGGGUUAUGGAGAGCAUGGUCAAGCUGUCGUCUGUGCUCAAACUUGAUCUGGGAGAGUUCUUCGAGGGUCUCAAGGGCAUUGCGGAGGUUGCUGGGACGAUGUUUGAGGGCGCCAAGACUGGAUACGAGGCUGUGUGUUCGUUGGUCGAGAGUGGACAAGGAAUCGUUGAGAGUCUUGGAGACGCGCUAGGCUCUGGUCACAAACGACCGUGGUACUCGGCUGUCCGCCGAGCAGAGGCUUUUGUUCGGGAGGGUCAAUUGGCUGACUUUUAUCGACUAGUCUGUGAGGCACCUUGUCGUAGGGAUCCUUUCUUCCAGUGGGGGAUUUGCCAGUUGCUCGGAGACAUUGCGGCCGAUUCGAAGUGGGAAGUCGAUACACGCCAACAGGCAGUUGACCUUCUUUUCGCCCUCUUCAGGGAUGAGACAGAGUGCCAGGAUGCGAGCGUCAGAGCUUGGAUACUGACUCUCCUUCAGCGGAUCUCGGCCAUACCAGAUGACUCCUUCACGUUCGCCCCUGAUACUUCUCGCCAAGACCAGGCUGUCAAAGGCCGCGCUCGUACCUUGCUAAAGGAUCUCACCACCGACACUGUCGACUCUCCUAUCCAGACUGAGUUUCCUAUCAGAUCCCGCAUGCCACUACCAAGAUCCUCGCGGUUGCUGAAACUGGUCCAAGAUAUACCCAAGAUCGAAUACGACCUGUCUCAGCUGAAGCGGCUACGGAUGAACGACAACCGCAAGGAACUCUAUGUGCCCCCUCAAGCCAAACCCUACCUCAAGGCCCCGGACAAUAUCACAUCUCCCUUGAUGGAGUCUGUGGAGGACUUUCUGGCAAGCAACCGCCUCGUCCUAUUGAUCUUGGGAGACUCUGGGUCUGGAAAAUCGACAUUCAAUCGACACCUGGAACGCGAACUCUGGGACAAGUACCAGCCUGGCAACCAGAAUGAUUCCAUCCCACUGUACAUCAAUCUGGCAGCUACGACCCAGCUCGACCAGGAAAUGAUGAUCGACCAGCAGCUGAAGAGAUAUUAUAUCACCGAGCCCAACAAGAUCAAAGAGUUGAAGGAGCACCGCCACUUUAUUCUGAUCUGCGACGGAUACGACGAGUUGGGGAGCAUGCAGAACCUCUACGUCCUGAACAAGCUGAACCAAGGACAGGGAUACUGGCGCGCCAAGAUGAUCAUCACCUGUCGGAGCAGUAACCUUGGACACGACUACCUGCUCCAGUUCAAGCCCUUGUCUGCUGGACGUUACAACAGCGAUGCGGCGGAUCUUAUUCAGGAAGCGGUCAUUGUUCCUUUCACGGAAGAUCAGGUCAGGGAGUACAUCGACCAAUACGUUCUAGAUGAGCGACCGGAGCAACCAAAGUGGCAGGCUCAGAGGUACAAGAGCACUUUGGAGCUUGUGCCCAGUUUGAUGGAACUCGUCAGGAACCCGUUCCUGUUGACCCUGGCCCUGGACGCGAUGCCGAGACUUGUCGGUAACGAGAAGAACCUGUCGCAGAUCAAGGUCAAUCGCCUCAUCCUCUAUGACAAGGUAGUGGAGGUAUGGAUCGAUAUGGCGGCCGAUCGUUUUGUCGCAGGAGGUCUGAGCAACGUCGAGCGUGAUGCAUUCUACCUUCUGUGUCGCGGAGGAUUCAAGCCCAACGUCAUGGAUCAUCUCAAGAGACUGGCGAAGGCGAUUUUCCAGGAGCAGAAUGGCAACCCCUGUGUCAAGUAUUCCGAAAGGAGGGACAAAAAGACCUGGAAGGGCGAUUUCUUUGGUAUGGACCCCGAGGCGACUGUCUUGCGUCUCUCAAGUCCGCUGGUCCGCAGCGGAGAACAAAACAGUUUUAUUCACCUGUCGGUGCUGGACUACUUCUUUGCGAGAGUCGUUUUUGACCCAGAGGAGUCUACCGUCGACCAUGCCUCGAUUGCAAGCCAUCCUUUCGCCCAUGGGACCAUUGCCAGUUACCCAUCAAUCCUCCAGUUUUUGGCCGAGCGCGUUCAACAGAAUCCUGAGGGUGACUUCAUGAACCAGCUGCUCGACAUCCUUGAGAAAUCGAAAACCGAUGACAAAGGGAGCCAGGCCGCCGCUAACGCGAUCACCAUCUUGGUCAAGGCCGGGCAACGAUUUAACGGCGUCGAUUUAAAGGAUGUUCGCAUCCCAGGUGCAGACCUGACGGGUGGUCAGUUUGAUUCUGCUCAGCUACAGGGAGCCGACUUGACAGGAGCGACACUCACAAGGACCUGGAUCCAUCAAGCCGAUUUCAGCAACGCACAGAUGGCUGGUGUCUGCUUCGGGGAGCUUCCGUAUCUCAAGUCGUCCCACUUCAUACACUCUUGCAGUUACUCACCUGACGGAAGGACGUUCACUAUCGGUCUGAACAACGGCGACCUUGAGCUGUACGAAUCCUCGACCUGGUUAAAGACUCGCACGUUCCGAGGACACACCGACUGUAUCCUAAAGCUUGCUUACUCCUUGAGCAACCUGCACCUCGUCUCUGGUGGUCGCGAUGGCACUGUACGUCUGUGGGAUGUUCACUCGGACCAGCCACUUCUCACUCUGGACGACUACUCCGAACCAGUUGCCGCCGUUGCCUUCUCACCUUCUGGUUGCCAAUUCGCUUCAGCCAGCGGCAAGACUAUUUGGAUUCGAGAGACCAAAACUGGUGCUCAUCUGCUCGUCCUCAACGAACACACUCUUUCCGUCACCAGCGUUGCCUUUUCUUCCAGCGGGUUACAACUUGCCUCCUCGAGCAACGACGGGACGAUUCGAUUAUGGAACCUGAAGGACUCGGGCAAAUCUGCUCUUGUUUUCAGCCGCGAUUCUGGUCCAGUCUACUGUAUCGCCUUUUCUCCCGACGCAGGCAGUCGACACAUUGUCUCUGGCCAUCCGAGGGGGGACGUCCACCUUUGGGACACCGCUACCGGAGAACAUUUACGCAGCUUGUCUGGUCACUCCUCCGGUAUCACCAGCGUGACCUUUUCGCAAGACGGUCGAUGGAUCGCUACCUCCAGCGCAGACGCGUCGGUGAGGCUGUGGAGUGCAAAGUCUGGUAUCCAACUGUCGGUCUUUGAGGGCCAUGAGUCGGCGGUCCAGACUGUUGCCUUUUCCCUGAUCCGUCAACAGAUCGCCUCCUGCAGCUACGAUCGCACCGUACGUUUUUGGGACAUGAGCAUCGCCGUUUCGGGGUCGCCUUCGAGUGCUGCUUUCGCCGAUGGGUUGUCGUCAGGAAUGAGCGGAUCCGUCUGGUGUGUCGCCUACUCUCCUGACGGACAGAGCAUUGUUACUGGAGGCAGUGACAAGGCAGUCUGGGAAUGGAACGCGUCCACAGGCAAGUCGCGGCGGCCCAUCCUUGUUGAUUAUUCGACGACUAUUGGGUGCUUGUCGUACUCACCCGACGGCAAACAGAUUGCGACAGCUGGAUACGACACCGCGGUGCGACUGAACGAUGUUACACAGAGAGGUGGCGGUCUUGAGCUCUGGGGUCACUUUGGAAUAGUGAACGGGGUGGCGUUUUCUCCCUGCGGUCAAUGGAUCGCAUCCAGCUGCUUCGACACAACAGUGAGACUGUGGGACACUCAAACCGGCACCCCUGGCAGCAUCCUCACAGGCCAUACUGGCGGCGCAACAUGUGUUGCCUACUCACCAAGCGGCGAUCAGGUAGCUGCAGGUGGCGAGGAUGGGAGUAUUCGGAUCUGGAAUUCCACCACUAGUUCUGGAGACGCUGUUUUGGAGCUGGUUGGUCAUGAGGGUACUCUCUCUGCUGUAGCCUAUUCUCCAGCUGGCCAGCAACAGAUCGCAUCCUGCGGUGCCGACAAGACCGUCCGCCUCUGGGACGCUCGAACCGGUAGACUCCAAACUAUCCUCCGUGGACAUACCGGCCAGUUGAGCUGUAUUUCUUAUUCUUCUUGUGGUGGAUGGUUGGCGGUCGGUGCGAUGAACGGGGUCGUUUAUUUAUGGAGGAACAAUUACAAGCAACAACCUAUCGAGUCAGCGACUGCGCCUGCGUCGUCGUCUUGGUCUUCGAGCCCGUUGGUGAUCCGAGCCUUCCACGGAGUCGUCGCCAGCAUCGCCUGGAAUCCACAAGGCCAUCCUGAUCAUAACCUCGAGUUCGUGACAGGCUGCGAGGAUAACUCUGUUCGAGUUUGGAGGGUAAUCGAGGAGAAGAACGAGAAGGAAGUAGAAGGCAGCGGCUCUUCUGUACGCAUGGUGUGGGGCUCGAGCUCUGGUCGUCUGGUGGCAGGGGAUGCCAAUAUCCAGGGUGCGAUUGGACUUGCACAAGUCGACAAGAACCUGCUACUCCAACGUGGAGCCAUCGAAGGAGGAUCUGCUCCUUCUGGAGAGUUCUAUGUUGAAGAUCACACAGUUUGA
Molecule: messenger RNA, 5445 nt
Organism: Linnemannia hyalina
Lineage: Eukaryota; Fungi; Mortierellomycota; Mortierellomycetes; Mortierellales; Mortierellaceae
Source: the annotation of a GenBank genome assembly